Molecule: messenger RNA, 600 nt
Organism: Cantharellus anzutake
Lineage: Eukaryota; Fungi; Basidiomycota; Agaricomycetes; Cantharellales; Hydnaceae
Exons: 1
Coding region: 110-544 (144 amino acids)
Source: RefSeq, a predicted model, not a curated record
UCCCAAGUACUCUAGGUUUGACCGUGAACUCUCCUGCGAUUGACACUACAAAGCCUCAAAUUCAUUGCAGCCAAUCUGUGUGGUCAGUAGCUUUGGUUCCUGAAAUAGUAUGGCGACUGAACACUGGAAGUGCAUGCGUGUACUGAGCAAAAUUAAGACGCCAACAGAUCCACCACAAUCUCUAUACCCAAUCUUCUCCCGCUAUUGCUCCGGUCGUCAUUCCGGAAAGCGGGGCUAUAGAAUUGCUCUUAUAGCUCGAUGUGUACAACCCCUACAAGCAGCCGUGGGUGAGAUUAAUGGUUACGAAGGUGGUGAAGCGGUCGCAUUCGCUGUUAAACAAUAUAAAAAAGCAGAAGUUUCCCGCGUUUUCGAGGAAAUCAAGGUAAAGUGGCCAGGAGCUGUGAUCCGCGAUGCUAUCCACAAUAUCGCACAUAGAAUCUCGAGACCAUUCCUGCAACUGACCCAGCAGAAUACAGGCAAGCUUUCCACCGGUCCUGGUGCCGUUGCUUCGUUGUUAAGUGGCCUGCCCUUCGCGUUGGGCUAAUAAUGUUUUUGGCCGAUUGGGCGUAUGAAAAAAAAAAAACCAACAGACGAAUCGGC